This is a messenger RNA of Procambarus clarkii (red swamp crayfish), 1082 nucleotides long. The record is from RefSeq and is a predicted model, not a curated record. NCBI's taxonomy places the organism in Eukaryota, Metazoa, Arthropoda, Malacostraca, Decapoda, Cambaridae.
CUAGCAGCUGGUGAGCUGUGAGCAUCAUUGCUCUCGUGUCCACCGGUUGGAGCAGACAGACGCAGCUCCGUGUCCCUGCUGAAGUGUUGCUGCGUAACUGUGUCACAUUGUUGACCUUCUGCCCAGAAGUACCACAUCGGUCGUGAGGUCAAGAUGUGGAGGCUGCUCCUGGUGGCGGCCGCCGCGGCCAGCGUCGGAGGGACCGACAACAUUCACCAAGAAGUCAACUCGCAUCACAUACUCUCCCCGAUCCACGAAAAUUGUACACAAAGUCUGACGGAGCUGCUGCUGCUGCGGCAGGAAGGUUAUCUGAGCCAGCUGCUGGUCACAGAGAAGGAGUCAGCUGCCACACUCACCACUGUGGUCCACCUUCUCACUCAACUGACUGAUGCUGUCAUCCCUCAGCACACCGACCCACCUCACAAGGAGCAUUGCACGUCCCCGUACACAAGUGUAGGGAAGACGUGUCUGCUGCUGGCUCUUGGUGACCCGCUCCCCUGGGCCGCUGCUCGUCAGUAUUGUGCUGCGAGGGGCGGCGACCUGGCUACCUUCACUGACGCCAACACCUACGCUGAGUACCUCGCUUUUGUCAACACUGUCAAUUCGGAAAAUGCCGCCGUUGGAGUGUGGCUUGGAGGGUCAGAUGAAGCUCAGGAGGGAGUCUGGACUUGGGUCACUGGAGAACUGAUGCCUAAAGGACCACCUUUCUGGGGAUCAAUUAACGGAUACAGGCCAGAACCAGGCGGCGGUCGCGGAGAGAACUGUUUAAUUAUGUAUCAUCCUGACAAGUACUAUUUGCAUGAUAUUUCUUGUGGUUAUGCCCAGUCUGUGCCACUUUGUCAAAAGGUUUAUAAAUGAUCCCUGUAGUUUGACAUUCAACUCAGUGAUAGCAGGUAUCCAAACGAGCGCUUAUAUAUAUCUUCAAAGUUUUGCUCAGCAUUGCGCUCUCAAGGAUUUCUUGACAUUUUAUAUAUUCAACGAUCAUAUUUAAGGAUUAUAUAGGUACCUUCAUGUAUAUAUUAUGCCCCAUAACCAUUCUGGGCAAGAACAAUAUUCUAAUUUCAAUUAAAUUUAUUCGUAUC